Closterium sp. Naga37s-1 is the source of this 1164-nucleotide messenger RNA. Lineage: Eukaryota; Viridiplantae; Streptophyta; Zygnematophyceae; Desmidiales; Closteriaceae. The record is from the annotation of a GenBank genome assembly.
AUGAUCACGACCACCGAACCGACAGUCCGUUCAGCGUCAAUUUCCUUCCUAGAGGCGCCUCGGCCCGCUUUCCCUUCGCUUCAAGUCACCCUCGCUCGCGUUGCGGUCGCUCUGCCACCCACACAGCGCAGAGAGCGACAAGGAAGAGGGGAGGAAAGAGUGAGGAAGAGCACCAUGGCGCCAGUCACAUCCGCCAGCACCCAGCCCUGGGUGGAGAAGUACCGCCCAAAGCAGGUGUCUGACGUGGCACACCAGCAGGAGGUGGUGGCGACGCUCAAGAACGCACUGGCGACUGGCAAUCUGCCGCAUCUGCUCUUCUAUGGGCCGCCCGGAACAGGCAAGACGUCCACAGCGCUGGCUAUCACCAAGGAGCUCUUUGGCCCUGAGCUAUACUCGUCCCGGGUGUUGGAGCUGAACGCGAGUGACGACAGGGGCAUCAGUGUGGUGCGCACCAAGAUCAAGGACUUUGCUGGCGUUGCUGUGGGGCACGGGGUGAGCGGCUACCCGUGCCCUCCGUUCAAGGUGAUCAUUCUCGAUGAGGCUGAUUCCAUGACUGAGGAUGCUCAGAACGCUCUUCGCCGAACCAUGGAGCUCCACUCGCGCGUCACAAGAUUUGUCUUCAUCUGCAAUUACAUCAGCAGAAUCAUCGAGCCGCUGGCCUCACGAUGUGCCAAGUUCCGAUUCCGGCCGCUGGUGGGGCAGGUGAUGACUGACAGGCUCAGACACAUUGCGGACUGCGAACACCUCAAGCUCUCAGAGGAGGCCUUUGAGGCUCUGAGCCAAGUGUCGGAGGGCGAUCUCAGGCGAGCCAUCACAACGCUGCAGAGUGCUGCCAGGCUGUACGGCUCAUCCAUCUCAGCGCAACACAUCAUUGAAGUGUCAGGGGUGGUGCCUGCCUCAGUUGUCACCUCCAUCCUCGAGGCCUGCAGGGGAGGUGCUUUUGAAGCUGUUCAGUCUGCUGUCACUGCUGCUGUUGCUGACGGUUACCCUGCUGCGCAAAUACUCUCCCAGCUAUUUGAUGCAGCCACGGCAGCAGACGACCUCACAGACGAGCAGAAGGCGCGCAUCUGUGCCACCAUUGCUGCUGCUGACAAGAAGACCCGCAUCUGUGCCACGAUUGCCGCCGCCGGCAACAGAACUCAGUGCCAGGGGUAUCGUCCGUAG